Molecule: messenger RNA, 487 nt
Organism: Mizuhopecten yessoensis (Yesso scallop)
Lineage: Eukaryota; Metazoa; Mollusca; Bivalvia; Pectinida; Pectinidae
Product: putative peptidyl-tRNA hydrolase PTRHD1
Exons: 2
Coding region: 101-466 (121 amino acids)
Molecular function (GO): peptidyl-tRNA hydrolase activity
Source: RefSeq, a predicted model, not a curated record
UUCAGCGAUUUUUAGACUGCGAUAUGAAAACAUGGAAGCGCCCAUCCAACUAACUGUCAAACGCAUCGAAGGAAAUUAACUAUCGAUUUUAGCGAUCGUAAUGAGAAUGGCCUCACCAAUUGUGCAGUAUGUUGUUCUCAGAAAAGACUUAGUAGAUAUACUUAAAUGGCCGACGGGUGCUUUGAUAGCUCAAGCUUGCCAUGCAUGCACCGCUGUUAUGCAUCAAUUCCGAGACGAGAAAACAACCCAACAAUAUUUGGCUGACGCUGACAGCAUGCAUAAAGUUGUUCUAGAGGCUAAAAAUGAAGAAAGUCUGAUAUCUUUGGCAGAAAAACUAAAGGCAGAAAAUGUCGACCACAAGUUGUGGAUGGAACAGCCCGAGAAUAUCCCAACCUGUAUAGCUACCAGACCAUAUCAGAAGGAUCUCAUUCAAAUUCACUUCAAAAAGUUUAAACUGAUGAAAUAAAUGUUUAUUUUACAAAAUGUC